This is a messenger RNA of Anneissia japonica, 2675 nucleotides long. Its product is annotated as ER lumen protein-retaining receptor 2. Gene Ontology annotation, biological process: protein retention in ER lumen; endoplasmic reticulum to Golgi vesicle-mediated transport. The transcript is spliced from 4 exons. Gene Ontology annotation, cellular component: membrane; endoplasmic reticulum; cis-Golgi network. Lineage: Eukaryota; Metazoa; Echinodermata; Crinoidea; Comatulida; Comatulidae. Bases 67 to 705 code for a protein of 212 amino acids. Gene Ontology annotation, molecular function: ER lumen protein retrieval receptor activity. The record is from RefSeq and is a predicted model, not a curated record.
UCAAUAUCUAAUAUCCAUGCUGUACGUUAUAGAAUACGGCUUCAGAUAGACAAGAAAGCUUUCAAAAUGAAUAUUUUCCGACUAACAGGAGAUUUGUCUCAUCUAUUGGCCAUUAUUAUUCUUUUAAUUAAAAUAUGGAAAACAAGAUCAUGCUCAGGCAUAUCGGGAAAGAGCCAAAUUCUUUUCGCACUUGUUUUCACAACUAGAUACUUAGAUCUCGUCACAAAUUUCAUCUCUGUUUACAACACCUCCAUGAAAGUUUUCUACAUUGUAGCUGCUUAUGCCACAGUAUACCUGGUGUAUGUGAAGUUCAAAGCCACCUAUGAUGGCAACCAUGAUACUUUUAGAAUGGAGUUCUUGAUUGUUCCUGUAGGAGGCCUGGCUGUUCUUGUCAAUCAUGAUUUCACACCAUUGGAGAUUUUGUGGACAUUCUCAAUUUACUUGGAAUCAGUAGCCAUCCUGCCACAACUGUUCAUGAUCAGCAAGACGGGCGAAGCAGAGACCAUUACCAGCCAUUACUUAUUUGCUCUUGGCGCCUACCGUGCCCUGUACAUUAUCAAUUGGGUGUAUAGGUACUAUUUUGAGGGCUUCUUUGACCUGAUUGCCAUCGUAGCCGGCUGUGUGCAAACAAUAUUGUAUUGUGACUUCUUCUAUUUGUACAUUACUAAAGUUUUGAAAGGCAACAAACUUUCGUUACCUGCAUAAUUUGGUAAACCAAAACCUAGCUGAGAUGUCCACUUAUCCAGAUGUUCUCAUCCAGAUGUUCUCAAAUAUAAGUUUUAAAGCACUCUCCAGACUAAAAUUUUAUUUGAUAAGAAAAAGGGUGACAUGCCUAAAUAUGGUCAUGAUGACAUCACAUCAUGACUAUAUAUAGGCACAUCAUGGCUAUAUAUGGGCAUACAACAGUGUUUUUUUUUUGUCAAAGAAAAUUUGAUAAUCUGGAUAGAGUUUAAGAAGUGGUAAGGAAACACUCUGAUAUGGAACCUGAAAAUGCACAUUUGCAUGUUGCCCCACCCAUAUCAACUAGUCUCGGUGGGUCAAUUUGCAUUAAGAUGUCACCAAUAGGUGGCAAUAUAACAAUUGACACACACUUGCCUUUCCUAUUAAUGAGUUUUUUUUUAAUUGGGUCUUCAUGUUGUUUUUUUUACCACAAGUAUUUAUUGAUUAAACUUUCAGUUGUAAUUCCACCCACUGAUGUUCGGUGUGAGAUUCAAACCUUCCAAAGGUGUAUAACUCCACUUCAAGAGAUUGAUAUUGCUCAUACCUCUAAUUUUUCCGCCCUAGUAAGUAAAGAUUAGCAUUAUUAUGUUAAAUCAGCUAAAAUUUGUAACAUAGUCAUCUGAAGUAUUUAGAUAUAUUUUUGUCUUUUAUCAAAUUUAUAAUUUCAAUUGCUUAAUUCAGAUCUGCUCAAGCGAACCUCCCAAGCUCUGUUCCCACUAUGAGGUUUUUUGUGACGAAUGCGUGUGAUUUGCACAUAUGUUUGUGUGUUGUAUGACAUUAUUAUGUCCAUAUGUUGUAACCAUGCAUAAUUAUCACAUGAAACAUGAUAAGUGCAGUCAGAGCUUUACCUGUUCAGUUGCAGAAAGCACCAUUUGGACAUUUCCGGACUGUUUAGUAGCCAGGUAUUUGCACAUGUCUCGCGAGCAUGCAAGUUUAUGAAUGUUUACAUUGGUUAAUGUUGUACACGUUAGCAACAGUAUUCAAGGGGCAGGGCUUAGUGGAAAAGUUAAAACCUGUUUUUACUCAUCUAAAGUUCAUUUUUGCCAAGGUGUAGAAAGUUUGUAGAAUAAAGCUAAAGCAAUAUUCACUAAUUUUGAUACAAUAUAGUUCAAUUGAGUUGAAUGAUAAUUUAAAUACUACUAUAUAACAGUAUUUAUUAACACUAUACAGUACCUUUCAUUUGAAUUCCUGCAGUGUAUAAAACCCAUUGCUUGUUUAACUUGUAAAAUAAUUAUUAUCCUAAAGCAGGGAUAUCAAAGCCUAAAUGCUUAUUAUAUAUAAACCACGCAGUUGAUAUUUACCCCUUAUCACAAUUAUACAUAAAUGUAUGUUAAUGUUUUGUACAGGUGUGAUUUUAACAUGCAAAGUAAAUAGGUUCAUCAUCGAAUGUGUAUAAGCCGUGUAGUAUAAUUUAUCAUUAUAUAAGUGUUUUUCUUCCAUGUAUUUUUUCAUAGUGCUGUAUGUCUACCCCAGGUUUGGGUGUACCACCAACAGUUCGAUUAGAUUUAACCUGCGUAGAAAAACUGUAUCCCAUUUUAUACAUAUUUUUUCCUUAAGAUAUUUUCUCUUUGCAUGCUAGAUGUUUUGUUUAUAGAAAUUUUAUCGGUGAAGUUUUUUUUUUUUUUAAUUAUAUUUUAGUGCACACUCUUUAGAAUACAGUAGACAGUAGAUCAGAAUGGACUUUCCCGCAGUGUCAAUCAAACUUAACUAACCAAUUACAACAGCGCUAGGGAUACGCGCGUGUCGAACGAGCACGUGUGUUGUCCCACAAACGCACAUGUUCGCGUAUGUUUCAACACUGUCGUUUUGUGUGACUUUAACAACAAUAUCCAAGGGGCGUGGCUUAGUAGAAAGCCCUAUGGUAUACUGUAUUUGAUUUACAAAAAAAUGAGGAACAAUUCACCUUUUUCCAGAAAUGUUUGCAAGCUUGUCGAUAAUAAAUAUAAUUCAGAUAA